CUGAAGAUUCGCAUUUCACUCUCCUUAUCAAAGAGAAAGUAACACACUACUGACUGACUGAUUCCGUGUGUUAUGGACGCUCCAAAUCCCAAGCGACCUUGCCAGGAGCCUUCCUCCUCCGCCACCCUCCGCAUCGCUCCAGGUUUCAACCAAAGCGACGUGGACACGACGAUCUCCUCUUUCCUUUUGCUGUCGGACUUGCCUCUCUUCUCCUCCUCGCCACUCUCCAUCUCCUGCUCUUUCGAUCGAGUCCUCGAUAAAGCUGUUAAGAUCCCGACUUCCACUGACGCCUCCGAUCGUUUCCUGGAUCGCACUCUCCAGCUUGCGUCGCUUCUCCACAACUCCGCCAAGCGCUGCAUCAGGAAGCGCGCCACCCUCCAUAACUCUCUCUCCUGGCCUCUCCUCCCUGAACUAACCACCAAGGUAUUUUCGAUGCUUGAUACCAAGUCUCUAAUGCAAGCUUCUGUAUGCUGCACGAUGUUUAACAAGUGUGCUAUGGACCGUGUUUGUUACUCCCACAUCGACCUCACUAUGGCUGCCAACAAUGUUGAUAAUGGUGUUGUCUGUAUUAUGAUCCAUCGUGCUGGUAAAGAACUCAGAUCCCUCAAACUUGGUUGUGUUUCCCGGUCAAUAUCUGUGCUUACAAGAUCUUGUCUUGCUCCACUCUCUUUUAAUCACGGUUUUGCUGGGGGUCUCUUGAGAAGCCUACACCUUUACAAUCUUGUGCUCAUGCCUGCCAAGACCUUGUCUGCUGCGUUGUCAGUCUGUGCUAAUCUCACUGAUCUCAAGGUUAUUGGAUUUGUUUCCGGUGAUAAGGUGAAUCCAGUAGAGCAUUUAGCGCCAAUCACUAGGAAUUGUCACUUGAUUGAACACUUGUUCUUAAAGAACUGUGGCGCAGCAGACCCUGCAACAUGUUCAACCGUGGUAGAGUUUGUGAAUAAUUGCCCCAACUUGAGCUCGCUUACUCUCUUACAAUUUGGGGUAAUCGACGCAAUGGCCCGAACUAUAAUUAUGGGUUUUCGUCAACUUAAGUACAUAAAUCUGUCUGGAACUUUUGGAAUUAGUGGGUUCUUUUUGAGGGAUUUGGGAGUUAGCUGCAGAGACAGUCCACUCCAGACUCUAUUGUUGUGCGACUGCUAUCAUCUAAAAGAGAGAGAAGUGUUGCUGUUUUUGAAUUCACUACUUGCGGGAGACUUCAAAUCAAUUCGGUACAUUGACAUAUCAAGCAAACACGGUUUAGUGUCUGAUGAUGGGAUUGCAAGUUUUGAACCAAAGUUUCCUAUUGAGGAGCUGGAGAAACAAAAACCGGGUCUCACAUUUGUGGCUAUUUUUCCAGCACCACCAUCACCAUCAUCGUCAAGCUCGGAAUUAUAUACCGAAAGUACAUCUUCUUCCGGGAGUUCUUAUCACAGCUACGGUGAGGAUGAGGAGGGGAACGACGACUCAGGGUAAUAUUAAACCAGGGACUGUCUGACGUACAUAAAGGCUAUUUGACAUGAUGUUUCCAUUUCGUUGUAUAUUACUUUUAUUUUGUCAUGUCGUUACUAAACCAAUCGUAUUUGCUGAAGCAUUUGUUUGUAAUGUUUUUAAACCACAUCCUAAGUGAAUGUAGGUCAAUUUUCUAUGAAACAUCCAAAUUGGAGUUUCGUGCCUUCA
Molecule: messenger RNA, 1656 nt
Organism: Raphanus sativus (radish)
Lineage: Eukaryota; Viridiplantae; Streptophyta; Magnoliopsida; Brassicales; Brassicaceae
Product: F-box protein At4g02760
Exons: 12
Coding region: 73-1452 (459 amino acids)
Molecular function (GO): protein binding
Source: RefSeq, a predicted model, not a curated record